AAAGAUACGUCACAGUAGAUACACACAGUAAAGACUCCUCAGGUAUUGCUACACAUUUCUUACAUGAGCAACAAAAUGGAACACACUUUCGGACACGGAAUUCGGACUAAUAAUGUCCAGGGACUAUGAAGAGCCUGGUAACUCAGUAGGGAUGUUGGCAGCAGUGGAACAUGGUCCUGUCCUCUGCAGUGACUCCAACAUCCUUUGCCUCUCAUGGAAAGGAAGAGUUCCCAAAAGUGAGAAGGAAAAGCCAGUGUGCAGGAAGCGCUAUUACGAGGAAGGAUGGCUGGCCACUGGAAAUGCGAGGGGCGUUGUUGGUGUGACUUUCACCUCCAGUCACUGCAGAAGGGACAGAAAUACCCCACAGAGGAUUAAUUUUAAUUUAAGAGGGCACAACAGCGAGGUUGUCCUUGUUAGGUGGAAUGAGCCGUUUCAAAAGCUUGCUACUUGUGACAUGGAGGGGGGGAUAUUUGUGUGGAUACAGUAUGAGGGGCGAUGGUCUGUGGAGCUGGUUAAUGAUAGGGGAGCUCAGGUCAGUGAUUUUACCUGGUCCCAUGAUGGCACUCAGGCCCUAAUUGCCUAUAGAGAUGGCUUUGUCUUGGUAGGCUCAGUCAGUGGCCAGAGACACUGGUCAUCUGAGAUCAACCUAGAGAGCCAAAUUACAUGUGGGAUCUGGACUCCUGAUGACCAACAAGUGUUGUUUGGAACAGCAGAUGGUCAGGUGAUUGUGAUGGACUGCCAUGGUCGCAUGCUUGCUCAUGUUCUGCUUCAUGAGUCAGAUGGCAUUGUCAGCAUGUCCUGGAACUGCCCUGACUUUCUGGUGGAAGACAGCACUGAGAGUGAUACAGAUUCUGAUGAAAAUGCUUCAAAUCAAGCUCGUAAUGUGAAGCCACUUCUCACCGUUAGCUUCAUAUCUGGAGACAUAAGUCUAAUGAACAACUAUGAUGACCUUUCACCCCACAUCAUCCGCUCAGGAUUAAAAGAUGUGGAGGUGCAGUGGUGCUCUCAGGGAGACUUGUUAGCUGUAGCUGGAAUGGAGAGACAUCCUUCUGAUUCUGCCUGUGCCUCCAUUAUGAGGAAUGCCCUAGUCAAGUUCUAUAAUGUCCAAGGAGAACAUAUAUAUACUUUGGAAACACCUGCUCAGAGGCCUAUAACCACUAUCUGCUGGGGCCAUAGGGACUCAAGGUUGUUUCUGGCCUGUGGGCCAGCUCUGUAUGUUGUGCGUGUGGAGCACAGGGUGGCUAGCCUUCAGCUGCUGUGUCAGCAAGGCAUAGCCAGUGCCCUGAGAGAAGAGAGAGAUGUAAGCAAAUUAAACAUGCCUUCACUUCUCUGUUCCUAUGUUACCAGUGCAUUCAUCCCAACCAUCAAGCCACCUAUUCCUGAUCCAAACAACAUUCGUGACUUUGUUAGCUACCCCACAGCGGGAAAUGAGAGGUUGCACUGUACAAUGAAGCGUGCAGAAGACAACCCAGAGGCUGGUGGGCCUUGCUACACACUCUACUUGGAGCACCUUGGAGGGCUGGUGCCUAUUCUUAAAGGCCGUCGCAUUAGCAAACUGCGGCCAGAGUUUGUUAUCAUGGACCCCAAAAUGGACAGUAAAACAGAUGAGGUCUGCGUGAAUGGUAUGAUAUCCUUUAUGACAGACAGCUGCAACUGCUCUGACUCUAGUGACAUUGAGUUGAGUGAUGAGUGGGUUGAAAGAAAGUCACCAAAACUUACCAGAGGAAACAGGUCCCCCAAACUUCCCAGACUCAACUUGGAAUCAAGAAAAUCUCCCAAGCUUGUGCAAACAACUCAAGAACUGUCCAGAUCCCCAAGAUUACCAAAGAAACCAACAAUUCGCUCUCCAAGUCUUACUCGCAGGGAGUUUCCAGUGGAUGCAAUAAAUGAGCAUAGUUAUCUUGCUCAAGUUACUUCUAACAUUUGGGGUACAAAAUUUAAGAUCGUAGGACUUGCCUCCUUUUUGCCUGCAAAUUUGGGUGCAGUUAUCUACAAGACCAGUUUGUUGCACUUGCAACCACGUCAGAUGACAAUCUAUCUCCCUGAGGUCCGCAAAAUUUCCCUAGAUUAUAUGAGUCUACCAGUCUUCAACACCAACGUGUUCAGUGAGGAUGAAGAUGAUUUACCAGUAAUGGGCUCGUCCGGCGUGUCAGGUGAUAAUCCUCCCUGCACUGUCAAUAUUCCUAUUGCUCCUAUACAUAGCCCUGCUCAAGCCAUGUCACCCACACAGAGCAUAGGACUUGUGCAGUCUCUCUUGGCCAAUCAAAACAUUCAACUUGAUGUCCUGACCAACCCUACAGCCACAGCAGCUGCAGCUGCUGCUGCAGCGGCCACUAAUGCUUCAGUUCCCAAUCAUAGUCCAGACAAUGUGACAGCACAGUACACUGUGCCAAGAUACUCUAGUCCUGGGCAGGUCAUCUUUAGUGGUCUAGAAAUGGGCAACCUCGGUUUAAAUGGAACACUUCCACCACCGCCACAUCAUUUGCCACCACAGCCGCAUCAGCAACAACGACAGCAACAGCAGCAACAGGAAGAUCAUCAUCAAUCAUCAAAACAUCAACUACAAGUUCAAACACAACAGCAACAUCUAAAGUUGCAACAGCAUCAGCAAGCACAGCAGCAGCACCAACAACCAAUGCAGCAGCACCAACAAACACUGCAGCAGCAUCAACAAACACUGCAGCAGCACCAACCAAUGCAGCAGCAUCAACAAACACUGCAGCAGCACCAACAAACACUGCAGCAGCAUCAACAACAUAUGCAACACCCACCACAAAUACAAACGCAACAUCAACAAAUUCAGCAGCAAAUACAACAGCAGCACCAACAGCAAAUGCAACAGCAUCAUCAUCAAAUGCAGCAGCUGCAGCAACAUCAUCAGCAAAUACAGCAGCAGCAACUGCAACAACAAGUACAACACCACCAACAACAGGUGCAACAUCAUCAUCAACAGAUGCAGCAUCAUCAUCAUCAGAUGCAGAUUCAGCAUGAGCAAAUGCAGCAGCAGCAACAACAAAUUCGCCAACAGAUUCAGGAGAUGAGACAACAGCAGCAACAGCUUCAGCAACAGCAUCAGCAGAUGCAGCAACAACAUCAACAGAUGCAAAGACAGCAUCAACAAAUGCAGCAGCAGCUUAAGAUGCACAUAUCCUUACCACUUCCUCCUUCAGGGUAUGCUACUAUUUCUAUGCAUCAACUCCAAAUGAUGCCAUCGAUUCAUCAUCCAGACCAGCCACCUGAGAGAAGAGAGCAAACACACACUUUAAAAGUUCCUUCUAGGUCACAGUCAUUUAUUGAUAAUGAUACUUCUCUUGAGAUUCAGAUGCGUAAAAUGAACCCACCUCCGCCAUACCCAGGCACAGUGGUGUCUGCAGUAGCUGUUGUCACACCCCCUUCAGCACAGCCAAGCCUACUUGUUACCAGUGAAAAUUCUAACACUUUGUCAACAGACCUGUGCCUAACUAAAGACGAGUUAUCCCUCCACCCUGUGGCCCUACAGUAUCCGACUCCUUUGGGUUAUGAAAGAAUCACAACUUUUGACAGCAGUGGAAAUGUGGAGGAGGUGUGUCGCCCACGAAGACGACUCAUAAGGAACCAAAAUGCCUAUGGCAUACAAGGAAUGGGCAGUUCAGCUACACUGAAAGUCACCUCAUCUGAAAACAAGAAGGUCCAGCUUCCCUAUAGCUCAGCGACUCUCAGUCGCCUUUCAGUGCCUCGAUACUCAAUACCGAGUGGAGAUCCACCACCGUAUCCAGACCCGGCUAAUCAGAUCAAUGUCAUUAGAAGUCAGACUCAGAGGAUUGACAGCAGCCUUAUUCAUGCCACUAUGCGACGAGAUCGCAGAGAAGCUGCGCUAAAGAUUUCUCAAAUGGUGGAUACAGCAAGAACUUUACCAACCAAAUCUAAAGUUAACAGCGCCCUUGCACUUUCUUACCAGCCCAGGAACCCCACAGCUUUGUACACUUGCACUCAGUGCAGUAGUAACAGCAGCAGUACAAGUGUAAGUGUCAGUGGUGGUGGAAGCAACAGCAGUGGCAUCGCAGGUGGAACUGUAGUGAGGCAGGAUUUUCCACCUGGCAAAGGGGCCCAACAUAGUACCAUAAUUGUGCACUCUAAAAGUAAUUCAACACUAGCCUCUCAGUCAUCUUACAACCUGUUAAGUCCAGUUGAUGAUAGCAGAGACAGGACUGUGUAUAUCAACGCUGCCUUUACUGAGGAUGAGAUUCUAAACCAGCAAUGCCAUUUGGAAAAAUCCAUGCGUCAUUUAACACUUGGGGGUGUCAGUUUAACAGUCAAACGGCCACCACCUUACCAGUGGGACUCUCCUUCUUCAGACCAAAUAUGGAUGCCCCAGGAUCAAAAUAUAGUGACUAGCCCACCAGGACCUCAGAAACCACCUCAUCUUUUACUUAGCCAAGCACAGCAUUUAGAUAUAACCAGACUACCUUAUGUUAUCUCAACAAAACCUCCAUCUAGUCCUGGUGCUCUGACCUUACCAUCAACUUAUCAGGUUUCUCUUUCACCCUUUCCUUCUGGUGUGGGCCACAGUGGACCUCAGUUCCAGUCAUUGCAAAGUGCUGCACAGUCAUGUGGUCCUAGUGACAUGGUUACAUCAAUUCAAUUUAGCCAGCAGGAUCCAUCUCUAGUUCUACCUCCUGGUUAUGCAAAUAAUCUGGCCAGUCUGCCCUGUUGCCCACUUCCACCCAUGUACCCUGGGGCCAGCUCGUGCGCUAAUCUCCAGCUUCAUCCCAUGGCACUAAAUCCCUGGAACACUUACAGUACUUGCCCACCUAUGCAGGAUCACUCAGCAACAUUACCAAAUAAAAUGCAUAAAAGUCUGGAGAAACCCAUUCUUUCAACACCGCCACCACCACCUCCUCCACCCCCUCCCCCUCCUCCCCCGCUUCCCCCUCCACCCCCUCCAGCUGAACAUAUGAAUCACCAAAGCACCUCAGAGGUAUUAGCUGACUCUGGUGAGAGUUUUCAGGAACAGUCCUCACUUAAUGAAAGUCCAGUACCACAGGGGGCAGACAGGUUCAGUAAAAAAAGUCGCAAAAGACUUGACAGCAGGGCAGAGGAGGCAGGUAUGUCCACUGUUUCUGAGAGUAAAUCGAAAAAGGAAGGACGAGCGCUGUCUGACUUUAAUUCUCUUAUCGCUAGCCCAAGGCUUGGUGGCAGAGAGAAAAAGAAACCCAAAGGACAGAAGGAGCAACUAAACAAGGCUAAAAAGUUGAGCAGGACAAAUGAAUUCCAAGACAGCUCAGAAAGUGAGCCUGAACUUUUCAUUAGUGGUGAUGAGCUAAUGAAUCAAAGCCAGAGCAGUAAGAAAGGCUGGAAAAGCAAACACAGCCUCCGGACAGCAAAUGAACUGGAAGAGAUUAAGUGCCGCAAGGCGAACGAGAGAGAGGACCGGAGCCUUGGCAGUCAGGGCUUUGUUUAUGUUAUGGCCAACAAACAGCCUUUGUGGAAUGAAGCCACACAAGUGUACCAGCUUGACUUUGGUGGAAGAGUAACUCAAGAGUCAGCCAAAAAUUUUCAGAUUGAGUUGGAUGGACGACAGGUAAUGCAGUUUGGCAGAAUUGAUGGUAAUGCGUACAUCCUGGAUUUUCAGUAUCCAUUCACAGCUGUGCAAGCAUUUGCUGUCGCCUUAGCCAAUGUGACUCAGAGGCUUAAAUAAAAGACCGUCUGGCCAUUUUCAAGACAGCAGAGAUUGGUGUAUAUGGAUUGGGGUUAAAACCAGGCAAUGCUCUGUGUUGUUGUAAUAAGGUACUGCUUGUGUUGUGCCAAUAAAUACCAGAUCAUUUAAAUUGGAUAGUUAGUUACAAAGUAGACAAAAUAUAAAAUGGUUUAAAUCAAAGAGAAUAAGACAAUAAUAUCAAGUUGAAGGAAUGCAGGAUUAGUGCAAAAGGUGAUUGGUGAAACAAGAGCUAGUACAUAUCUAUUCCUAGUUAUUUUUCUUUAGUGUAUAUGUAUGUGGUUCAUAACAUUGAUAUCUGAAAGGCUAAACAAUUUGCAUGCAAGACUGCCAAUUAAUUACUGUGUGAUGAUGAGGUUCCCCUGUUGAGGAUUUUGGCUGCAGGUUUUCCUUGUUUUUUAAGUGUAAACUGUAAUAAUUUAAAAUGAUGUACCAUUGCAUAAAGCAGGAAUGAAGAGGGCGAAAAUACUUUAAAACUUAUUUUGACUGUUUUAUUUAUUGCAUUAAUCAUGCAUUACUAAUAACAUUAGGACAUUUCAUUAAGUGCUACCGCAUUCAUUGUUAAUUGAUUUGUGUUUUUCACACAAGAUAACUUAGUGUUCUCAUUGUAUUAUUAUUGUAAUGGCAGAAUGUUUGUCACUAAAUGGAUGUUAAAGGUCAUGAAGAAGAUGAUGUAAAAGUAUAUGAAUUGAAUCACUGUAGAUUGUAGAUUUUUAAUAUAAUCCCACUGUCAUUGAAUAUUUCACAGCAUUAGAUGAAGAAUAUAUGAAUUUUCACCUACAUGUGUUUUUUAAGUUCACAGUGAAACUGUAAGACUUCUCGCACUACAUUCAAAAUGUAAGAUUCAUUUGGCUUUGUGAUUUAUUUAAUGGAGUAGAUCCGGCAUAGUUUUGAUAGUGGUUCUGUCCCAUGGAUAUAAAUGGCAAGGCCCCAGUGCUACACUGACUGCGUCAAAGUACAUCAAGUUUAAUGAGGGAUAAAAUCCUUUUAAUGUGCUUUUCUGUUAUUUUGUUAAAUGAUUGUCUGGACAAUUGGACAUAGUUAUGUUAAUUAAUACAAGUAAACUCUUUUUAUUAAUCUUAUAAGCCAAUAUGUAGAAAUACAAGUUUUCUCAUCCAAUGUUUUUUUUAAUAUAUUUUGGCAUAAACUGAAUGUAUUUGUGCUGACGGAUUAUGGGUGAUAUACGCAUUCUCCUGUUCCUGGUGUGUAUGCUUUAAUAAUUUGCAAUUUUAAAAAAAUACUGUCAUGCUGGAGUAUCCAGUCCCAGUUUGGAUUGUGUGGAAUGUGAGGUUUAAACUGUGCUAUUGCUUUACUAUUGUAAUGAAAAAUAAACUAUGAUGAGCUUGUCAUAUUAACUUAA
Molecule: messenger RNA, 7055 nt
Organism: Trichomycterus rosablanca
Lineage: Eukaryota; Metazoa; Chordata; Actinopteri; Siluriformes; Trichomycteridae
Gene: tulp4b
Product: TUB like protein 4b
Exons: 15
Coding region: 113-5677 (1854 amino acids)
Molecular function (GO): protein binding
Source: RefSeq, a predicted model, not a curated record